AUGUACGGCGACGAGUUUUAUACAUCCCUCGCCUGGUCCUUCCCACCACUGCAAGCGAUCCACGACCCGGGCCGAAUAACACCUCCCUCCCUCAAUGAGUACAAAGGGGACGAGGGUUGCGAUUCUCGGCAUUUGCACGCAACAUUGUACAGUACAUGCAUUAGAAUGCUCAUGCUUGCAACUUUCGCCCGAUCAGCCUCUACCACGCCAACACUCUUUAAGAUUCGCCCACAAGCAAACGAGGAAAGAAAGCAGGAGCCAUUCGGUAGCGGCUUAAAGACCAUAUGGGGUGUCAUAAGAGCAAAAAGAAACUUCCCCCGAACCAGAAUCGAACUGGUGACUUUUCGGUUACAACUUCCAUUACAGCCGAACGCCAUGAACCAACUAGACCAUCGGGGGUUUGUUGAUCUAGCGGCCGAAAGUAAUGAGUCAUUGCCCAUGCACGUGCUUCCGGCUUACAAAAGAUCCCCCGAACCAGAAUCGAACUGGUGA
Aspergillus japonicus CBS 114.51 is the source of this 492-nucleotide messenger RNA. RefSeq lists its product as uncharacterized. The transcript is spliced from 4 exons. Lineage: Eukaryota; Fungi; Ascomycota; Eurotiomycetes; Eurotiales; Aspergillaceae. The record is from RefSeq and is a predicted model, not a curated record. The coding region runs from base 1 to 492 and encodes 163 amino acids.